AUGCCAUCUAGUCUGCAUUUGGAUGACGAAGUAGUCAGUGACACAACAAGCAUAUGUCAGCUGUUUUCCAGUUAUUUCAACUUGGUCUACUCUCCAUCGUCACGAGUUUCACCUAGCUUUAGCUAUCCCGUCUUCGAUUCUCUUUGUGUCAUAACAACCUCAACUGAAGAAGUUCUCAGCAAGCUUAAGAAUCUGGACACUACAAAGGGAGCUGGAAUUGACAAUAUACCGCCAUCUAUGCUUCAUCACUGCCGAUCUCUCUUAGCUGAACCCCUCACAGUGUUGUUCAACGAAUCACUUAACAAAGGAAUCUUCCCUAGCUCUUUAAAGUUGGGCUUCAUCAUUCCUUUACAUAAAGCAAAUGAUCCCAGCGACAUACGGAACCACCGUCCAAUCACUAUUCUGCUGGCAAUUGGCAAAGUUUUUGAAAGUAUCGUGGUAGAUAGACUGAAUCCUUUUCUAUCCAAAAUAAUCCGGAUCCUUCCCAACAUGGUUUUAUGA
Messenger RNA from Macrosteles quadrilineatus (aster leafhopper), 501 nucleotides. RefSeq lists its product as uncharacterized. Bases 1 to 501 code for a protein of 166 amino acids. The transcript has a single exon. The record is from RefSeq and is a predicted model, not a curated record. NCBI's taxonomy places the organism in Eukaryota, Metazoa, Arthropoda, Insecta, Hemiptera, Cicadellidae.